Sphaerodactylus townsendi is the source of this 2917-nucleotide messenger RNA. It is a transcript of the gene GDPD4, whose product is annotated as glycerophosphodiester phosphodiesterase domain containing 4. Gene Ontology annotation, cellular component: membrane. Gene Ontology annotation, molecular function: glycerophosphodiester phosphodiesterase activity. The transcript has 17 exons. Gene Ontology annotation, biological process: lipid metabolic process. The coding region runs from base 350 to 2191 and encodes 613 amino acids. The record is from RefSeq and is a predicted model, not a curated record. Lineage: Eukaryota; Metazoa; Chordata; Lepidosauria; Squamata; Sphaerodactylidae.
UUGCGCGUCCAUUCCCCCCAGCCUUUCCUCAAUUUAAUUUAGUGCGUUUUUUCCCAAAAAAAGGAAGAAAGAAAAAUCACAGAUGACAGAUGCCCCUCCCACUGUGGGAGGAGCUAACCCUCCAGCUCUUGGACACCUUGGAGAUUUCGGCCGCUGUUUCUGUUUGGUUACGGAAGUGCCAGAAGAAGAGGUCCUCUGAGCUGAAGAGGGCAAAAAUCAUCCUUGGAGAGCCGAGCUACUUUGGGGGAGAUUAAACCCCCCCUUGAGGACUGCGGCACCUGGAAACCCCCCAGCUUCGCAGCUUCGAAGUCUCCGUUUCCAAAGGGACAAUGAGAUAGAAGUGGCGCCGAUGGACAGUGGCGCCGUCACCAUUCAGAAUAGCAAGCUUCGAAAACUGAAGGCCGCCCGCCAAAACUUGCUCCAACACUAUGAGCGCCUGCCCAUCAUUUCCUGCUUGGUUGGGCUGUAUAGCUGUCAGUGGAGGUGGUUCCAUCACCCAAAGGUAGAGCCGGGAGAAUGGUGCUGCUCCAAGAGGGAGUGUGUGUUUUACCCAGUGUUGGUGACGGCGUUCUGUUCCUCUUUUGUCUUUCUGUACAUGUGGAGUGAAGCGGAGAAUGACUACAAUAACUUUGACUGGUUCAGCUACAUCAACUUGGGCAUCUGGUUUCCUUGGUCUGUUAUGCUCCUAGCCAUGGCGGCGGUCUGUUUCGCCUACAUCUUGCUCUUGGUGAUGAUGGCCGUGUGCCUAGUGUCAGAAGGCCAGCAAUUAUACCUGCAUUGGUGCCAUAAGGUAAAUCAGGCUGUCUGCUCAUCCUCCUUCGCAAAGAUCUGGACUGUGUUCAUUUUGGUCCUCUCCAUUUCCAUAUUAGCCGUGAUCACAGUAAUGUGGACCGUACAGUGGAAUACGGUUGUCUUGUCAAUGCAGUUUACUGCUCCCUUCCUGCAUGUGGUCGCUCUCUUCUGCAUGGUUCUGUUGUCUUGGCCCGUGGCUCUGUAUACCUUCCGGUUGGACAAAAAAGUUUUUCAGGUGACCAUGUUGGCGCCCUACUUGGCCCUGCUCUUCUUCCUGUUCUUCAUCCCCCUAGGGAUGUAUUCUCCUUGCAUCCGGGAAAAAGGCACUUUGGGCCCGAAGCCAGCCCUGAUUGGCCACAGAGGAGCUCCGAUGGUGGCUCCUGAAAAUACAUUCAUGGCAUUUGCGAAAAUUGUUGAGCAUCACGGUGACGGGUUCGAGACAGAUGUCAGAAUUAGUCUCGACGGCGUCCCCUUCCUCAUGCACGAUGAGGAUUUGAGAAGAACGACCGACGUGGAGGAGGUCUUUCCCGAAAUCGCUAACCAGAGCGCCGCCAUGUUUACCUGGGAUGAGUUGAGUAAGCUGAAUGCCGGGAAGUGGUUCUUCAAGAAGAAGCCGUUCCGCAACAUGCCCCCAAUGUCGUUCUCUGACGUCAGGUGGGCCAAAGCGCAGACGGUUUACAGGUUCAGCGAGUUCCUGAGUCUCGCCGACCAAGAGAACAAGCUGGUCAUCUUUGACCUCAAGCGUCCUCCUGAAGAGCAUCCCUACAGGCACACCUGGAUCUUUAGGACGUUGUACGUGAUGCUCCAAGUGGCAAAAAUCAAGCCCCAUUUGGUCUUGUGGCUGGAAGAUACUGAGCGGUCCCAUGUUCGACUAGUUGCUCCUGGAUUCCAGCAAACGUCUCAUAAUUCAGUUCCUCUCGCAGACCUGCAAGCAGAGAAAAUUGUGAAGCUCAAUCUGAAUUACAGAGACAUGAGCUCCGACAGCAUUCGGAAAUAUGCAAAAGCCAAUAUAACCACCAACCUCUACGUGGUCAACGAGCCCUGGCUCUUUUCCCUAGCCUGGUGCGCCGGAGCGCAUUCGGUCACGACGGAUGCCGUUCACGUCUUACAUGGCCUCACAAAGCCUUUAUUCCUGAUGGAGCACCAACUUUUUAAGCCCGUGGGCCCCUUCGGAAUUUCGAUACGCCGUUGUGAGCCCAGCCACAAGAUGGCUGCCAUUGGACGAGGCAGAGGAAGCCACACAAUGUCUACAACUUACCUUCAGUCACACAGUGAAGACUCUUGGGACUCCAUGGGAUUACCAACUAAUGUGGAUCCUCACAGACGUGCUCUCGGGCGUUUUCAUCUGUCUGGUGUUUCUUCUUCACUGGUGGAGAGAGAAGGAAGCCUACUCCAGUAACACUCCUGAUAGUCUUGCGAGUGGCACUUACAGCUCAUUUGGAACAGAUCUUAGCACGAUGCCAGGUUUGCCAACUUUGGCCUAACAGCCUGUCCGAGAAGCCCUUUCACUCGAGGCCGAAGAUUCGUAUCGAUCCACUUUCGUAUCUGCAGACGAACUGAAUGAAGAUUCGUAUCUGCAGAUGAACUGAAUGGUGCUCCGUUAAACUAUAGAAAUGUGUGGUCCAAUGACUGAAAUGCAAAGAAGAAGCGUGGCUGUGCUUGGAUUUGACCGAUCAGUUUGGAGCAUUUCAUCCCCAAUUAAGAGCCGCAGAACGUCCAGUUUUCAGUAGGAAUUGUAAAGGUGGAACUAUCUGAAAUGAUGGAUUUUAUUCGAGGACUUCCCUAUCCUCUCCCAAACUCUCCCAUGUUCCUGGGAUGUUUGGCUUAUGGUUAGAACAUAAUUUUUCCAGAAACCAACUCAUACAAGUCUUUGUACAAAGGGCUCUGUUCCAGAAGCGACCUCAAAGGAUGUUAGUAUUUUGUUAGCCCUGUGAUUCCUGCCAGAAAAGCAAAUAACAAGGGUUACCUGCAACAGCUCGGUGGAAAGAGGACCGCAGAAGAUCAUUUUCCACAUCUUCCGUAAACUCAAGCCAUUUCACAUUUUUUUUUAAAAAAAGAAUGUAUGUAAAGAAAUCAAAAGUUUUAUUUUUAAAAAGGUAUGGAAGAAUAAAACCCAUCCAUGAAA